AUGAAUACCAACUACCUUCCAUACUUCUUAUAUAAAUCAAAGUUUACAGGUAAUAUGUGGAAGCUGAUGGUCCACUUAAUUUGGGUUUUGCUUCACGGAAUAAGUACAUAUGGAUUUUUUGACAUAUUUGAAUAUCCUCACUCAGCAAAUCUCACCAUUGAUAAACAUUUAUGCAGUGGAGCUGGGUGUAUUAAAAAAGUGAAAGUAUCAUUCCCUAUGGUAGGACAUACACAUGAAGACGUUGAUCAGGUUUUUUUCAAGUCGGGCAAGUCGAGUUUAGCUAGUAACCAAGUCAAAAGUCCGACUUUUAAAGUGAAAGGUCGCAUGGCUCGCAGACCUCUGCCUCCAAAUCAGUGGAACUUAUUUUAA
Molecule: messenger RNA, 369 nt
Organism: Mytilus trossulus (common blue mussel)
Lineage: Eukaryota; Metazoa; Mollusca; Bivalvia; Mytilida; Mytilidae
Exons: 4
Coding region: 1-369 (122 amino acids)
Source: RefSeq, a predicted model, not a curated record